This is a messenger RNA of Paramacrobiotus metropolitanus, 3212 nucleotides long. RefSeq lists its product as uncharacterized. Gene Ontology annotation, cellular component: cytoplasm. The coding region runs from base 399 to 2780 and encodes 793 amino acids. The transcript is spliced from 12 exons. Gene Ontology annotation, molecular function: cysteine-type deubiquitinase activity. Gene Ontology annotation, biological process: ubiquitin-dependent protein catabolic process; protein deubiquitination. The record is from RefSeq and is a predicted model, not a curated record. NCBI's taxonomy places the organism in Eukaryota, Metazoa, Tardigrada, Eutardigrada, Parachela, Macrobiotidae.
GCAGGUUUGAUCAAAAAUGUUUCCACCUUGGUAAAUUAUUUGAGUUCUGUUUCAUGAUUUUCUGCAGUUGCAGAAGCUUGGUCUAUUUCGAGGAGCCGUUAAUUGUUUGCCUUUUCAUGAGCCUUUUCUGCAUCCAGAAAUCGACUGGUUUGCGGGGAUAAUUUGCUCUUCCAUCUUCUGGGAAUAAAAUGUCCCAUGCACGUUUGAUUUUGUGGUUUUGUUGGCCUUGAUAACAAUCAAGGCGCCUUAUGCUGUUUUAAAUUUUAAAAUUUAAUUGCCUUUCGUGCUCGAAGCAGCAUGUUAUCAGUGUAUUACGACCAGUAAUAUUCUCACGAUGGCUUUUCAUCCGUAAAAUUGUACCAACCUUUUACGAUACGUGUCUGUGAAGAAUUUACAUCAUGGCACAACCACCAUCGAACGUGCGCACUGUCGAUGAAAUUCGCGCGUAUUUCGAUCAGCGCUACGGCGCCGCCAUUAAUCUGGAAGGCAGUCUACUGGAGAUUGCGGAUUCUUGGAAGGAACUGGAAGCUGAUCCCAGCUUGUUCUAUUUAUUGGCCAGCGAUCUCGCGGGCGAAGAAAUCGACAUCGUAGAAAUCUACGAUAUUGACUGUGAUCUGCAGAGUACGCUGGGAACGGAGGAGAAAAUCUACGGGCUGAUUUUUCUCUUCGAGUGUAAAGCAGGCGGGAAUGAUCGCGCCCAGCGAUUGUACAAUAAAGAGCUGCAGAAGAAAUUCUUCAAUAAUGAACACUUCGUCACCAAUGAGAUGUUCUUUGCGCACCAGAAAGCUCCAAAUUCCUGUGCAACACACGCGCUGCUCAGUAUUAUGCUAAACAGUCCGGAUCUUCCUCUCAAUGCACUACUGCGAGAUUUUAAAGACUUUACCAAGCAAAUGUCGCCCGAGGAUCGGGGAUAUGCUAUUCAGAAUCACUGCCAGUUUGCUGCUUUCCAUAAUCGAAGAGCUCCCGCCACUCCGGAAAUUGUAUCGACGGUGAUGAAUCUUUCGCGGACCGGAGAAUCGUCGCGGUCAUAUCGUAAAACCGAAACCCGACAGAACCAUUUCGUGCCUUAUGUGCCCAUCAACGGACAGUUGAUGGAGCUGGAUGGGCUCAAGGAUUACCCUAUACUACACGAUGAAGUUUCGGAAGAGACCUUUCUCAGGAAAGCCAGGGAUAUCAUAAAAGAACGGAUACGCGCUACAAACGACAAUAAGUUCAGCUUUGCCAUUCUGGCAGUAAAAGGAUCGAAGCGAACGCGUUGUAUUCGUGAAGUUGCCACUAUUGAUAUGCGGCAGUCAUCCCUGAUGGAUCAGCUCACGAACUCCGUUGAGGACCAAGAAAAACAAUCCUUCCUACCUCCAGAAUGUGCCGAGCUCCGCAAGGCCUUCCGGGAACGCACACCGCUGCCUUAUGAACCGAAAAACGUCCCUAAUACCUUACCCACGCCGAGUACCAACCUUUCGCCUUUAUGUCACACCAUCAGCGGACUGCUGGCCGCCUUGCAGGAGAAACAUACGGCCGACACCGCCGCCCAGAAGAAACUAGUGGAGACCUACUCCCAACGCGUCCUGCCAGUUAAAAACGGCUACCUCCACCGCGAUCCGAGUCCCGAGGUGUUCCCCAUUAAACGGGCCGCCUCCUUAAGUCUGUCGUCAUCGCGUUCCAUGGAGCAUGCGCACAAUAGUUUUCCCAUUGUCAAUGGGUUUUGUAAGGGGAAGGGGGCAUUGCAUCCGCCGGUGUCCACUGUGAUUGACGAUCUGCCUAGCAUCGCGGCGGUUUGGCCGAUGAACGUGGCGCUGCCGAUGGAGAGCGACGUGUCCACCCUGCAGGAUGUGCAGGCGCUGCCGGCGGAAUUUCUACGUCGACAGACGAAAAAGCAGCGGGUGACGCGCACUCGCAGAACGGAUGCGCCGUUGUCGGCACCGGCCAAAACGGAGUCGAAGGAUGUCCUGCCACUCUCCAAGAAGCGCUCCGUACCCGAUCAGAAUGGACCGCGGUCACCCAAGUCCAGGCGGAAAAAUGACAAUAUAAUAUCGGAUUAUCCAACGGAUCCGUGCAAUUCCUCCGGUCGGUCGGUGAAGAGUGAAUGUGAAGCGAGGACCAAUGGUGGACUGGUCAGUCUCGUCACGCGGUUCACCCGGAUGAGCGGACAGUUGCAGAGCUCCACGGUGAUGACACCCAGCCGGUCGUCAACGAGUGUGGAAGACCGCUGGCCUCGACCGGCAGCGCGGGUCGAUCAUGGGCUUCCGGUUGUUUGUGGGAAAAACUCAGUGGACUUCCAAAUGGACUGUCAUGGUGGCGUGCCUCGACUGACGCGUUCGCUGUCAUCCCAGCACCCUUUAGAUCAAAAGCCUCAAGUGGGCCAUGAUCGAAACGGAUACGUGUCGAUCGUCAAGAACCCUCUUACUGAAGCUAAAUCCAAGUUAACCGUCCUGGAAGAACAGUCUGCGCUCGUAUCGGAAACGCGGACCGUUGUUCAGCAGUUCGCUGAACUGGAACUCAAACGCACAGAUCUGAUCAAAAUUAUUGUUGAAGAAAAUCAUAAACGUGUGGAAAUUUAUAACAAUGCUGUCCGACGGGAAUUCGAUUAUGCUAAUCCGAUGAUGGGACUAUUGAAGCGCUUCUUCGAAUACAAACUCUUCACAGCCGAGGAGUUGGGCCUGCUUUUUCCGGCAGGUGCCAGCACGAGUAGCGCCGGCGGCGGCCCGUCAUCCUCCUCCUCAUCCAGUGCGGAACGCGAUGGACCACGCACACCGACCCUGCGAAACGGGGAAAAAAGCUGAGGGAAAAAACUAUGCCUUCCAAAUGUGGAUAAUUCCGUCGGGUGGUGCGUGCGCGCAUGUGUGGAUAGCAAUCGAUGAUUACAACCGGUUUUGCGCCUGCUGCAAGUGCUGUUUUAUAUUUCAACGGUACACCUACCGCGUUCUGUUUGCGUUUCGAAAGGGGCACACACGAGUGCAUUUUGUUUGUGAUCUUUUAUUCGUUUGUCGGCACCGACACACGUUUGUACACUUGAUUGUAAUUAUACAUUGAAAAAAUUUGGUUUUGUUGAUUUACUUUACUGGAAACAAUAACAUCUUUGCCUGCUUUACAGCAAUUUGGAAUAAUUUAUAUAUUUAUUUUUCUAGUUGCAAUGAAAGACAAAGCUUGUAGUCUUUUGUUAAAGUACUCGAAAAGUGCUGUUGUUGUUCCUUUACUGGAUUAAAUUAUGCGAA